AUGUCCUUUGCCGAAUCUGGAAGCCAGGGCUUGUUCCGGAUGAACACGACGCAGUUCGACUUUAACCUGCGCUUUGAGCAAGUCUUCUUGUCCAUAAUCCCCUCGGCCGUCUUCAUUGUCGCCGCGCUAUGGCGGGCGCUGUCAGCGAUGAGGCAGCCACUCGUGGUCUUCGCGCCGCCCGCCUUCGUGGCCGUCAAACUUGCUGCCACGGCGGUGCAUGCCGUUCUUGAGUUGGGGCUGCUUGUCCUCGUCGCCGCGGGAGGCUUCCAAGCGACGCGCACGCAGCUCGUCUCAGCGGCCCUCCGGCUCGCAGCCGCGCUGUGCGCCAUCCUGCUCAGCUUCGCGGACCACGGCCGGAGCCCGCGGCCGUCCAUCAUACUCAGCACGUACCUCCUCCUCGUGCUGAUCCUCGACGCCGCGCAGGCGCGCACCCUCUUCCUGCUGUCCGCCGACGACCCCCGCGAGCGCACCUACAGCGCCGUCUUCGUCGCCGGCGUCGCGGUCAGGCUGGCCGUGCUGCUGCUCGAGUCGCGCGGCAAGGCGCGCUGGGUGCGCUGGGCGGACGGCCAGGCGCGGCACAGCCCGGAGGAGACGAGCGGCGUCUUCUCCCUCGGCGUCUUCUCCUGGCUCAACGCCAUGCUCCUGACGGGAUACUGCAAGGCCAUGGCCGAGGAGGACCUGUUCCCGCUGGACGGAGCGCUGGAGGGGUCGCGCCUGCACGCUGCGUUUGCGGGCAACUUGCGGGCGGCCAGGCUCGGCGGCGGCGGCGGGUUCGCGCUGCUCAGGGUGCUGGCGUGGACGAUGAGGGGAACCAUCUGCCUGGCGGUUGUGCCGCGGCUGUGUCUGCUUGGCUUCACGCUCAGCCAGCCCUUCUUCAUCGAGCGGCUGCUGGAGGCGCUCUCGCGGCCCGGCGGCGGCGCGCCGGCGGCUGACAUCAGCUACGGGCUCGUCGGGGCCGCGCUCCUCAUCUACGCGGGCAUGGCCGUGUCGACGGCCUUUUACGGGUACUACCAUCACCGGACGCUCACCAUGUCGCGCGCCAUGCUCGUGACGGAAGUCUACCGACAGUCCACGCGACUCCGGACCUCCGACGACGCGGCGCUGACGCUGAUGAGCACCGACUGGGAGCACAUCCGCGACGGCUUCAAGGCGGUGCACGACGUCUGGGCAAGCCUCGUGCAAGUCGGCCUCGCCGCGUGGCUGCUCCACCGGCAUCUCGGCGGCGGUCCCGUCUUCCUGGUGCCGCUCGGCGUCGUGCUGGUCGCGUUCGCCGGCGUCGCCGUCGUCGGCCGGCUCGCGGACGGCGCGCAGCGGGCGUGGAUGGCGGCCGACGCUGCUGGCACGAUGGGCGCGACGAGGGCGUUUACGAGCCUGUCGUGGCUGGUGCUGCUGACGCUCCCGCUGGGCAUCGUCUUUCAGCAGGUUCCGCUGCUUGUCGGCGCCAACGCCUGCCUGGGCCGUAUCCAAGAGUUCUUGGCGCGCGAGAGGCACAGUGACUUUCGGCGGGUUGUCGGGCACGAUGAUGAUGGUGAGACUGACUCGGAAAAGGAUCGGGAUCGGGAUCGGGAUCUGCGUGAUGGUCCUGCGAUUGUGAUUGUCCGCGGCAAGUUUGGCUGGGAGAGGGAGAGGUCGGUCCUGCAAGACGUCAACGUCACAAUCGCUCAAUCCUCACUAAACAUGAUUGUCGGACCUGUCGGGUCAGGCAAGUCGACGUUCUGCAAGGCCGUACUCGGCGAGGCCGCCUUCAACGAGGGCACCGUUACUCUUGCCGCUCGUCAUCCACAUGUCGGGUACUGUGAUCAGAGGCCGUUCCUGUUCAACGGCUCCAUUCGCGACAACAUCAUCGGGCAGUCCAGUUUCAACGUGCAGCGGUACAACGAAGUCAUCGAGGCGACCGCGCUGCGCUUCGAUCUCGGUAACCUCCCGCAAGGCGACGAGACCAGCGUCGGCUCCGACGGCAUCACGCUCUCCGGCGGCCAGAAGCAGCGCGUCGCCCUCGCCCGCGUGCUCUACCUGGAGACCACGCUCCUCGUCCUCGACGACGUGUUCAGCGGCCUCGAUGCCGACACGGAAGAGCUCGUGUUCCGACAGGUCCUCGGGCCCGGCGGCCUGCUCCGCAAGCGGCAGGCCACCGUCCUCCUGUGCACGCACAGCGUCAGACACCUCCCCGCCGCCGACCACGUCAUCGCGCUCGGGGCCGGAAGGGUGGUUGAGCAGGGCACGUUUGCGGAGCUGAUGGCCGCGGCGGACGGCUAUGUGGGCCGCCUCGGCGUCAAGGCUUGCUCCGGUAGCAACAGCGAUGCCGAGUCCGAAGAGACUGUCGCUGCGCCAGAAAAGGCCGAAGACGCGCCACCGCCGCCAUUCGAUCCUAUUGCUGCUAUCAAGGAUUCAGAGGCUGCUCCGGCCGAUGCAGUCCUCGCGCGCCAGCAGGGCGACGCGACAGUCUACAAGCACUAUGCCGUGAGCAUGGGCGUCCUCACAGCGAUGACCGGGGCUGCCUUCACUGCGGCGUACGGCUUCUUCGAGAACUAUCCGACCAUCUGGCUCAAGUACUGGUCCGCCGACGCCGACGCCGGCUUCCGACAUCACCCGUUCGGGUACUAUGCUGGCGUGUACGCCGCGCUUAUGGUCUCUGCCAUGGCGUGUCUCGUCAUGUCCAUCAUGUUAUUCUUGGUGGUCGGCGUGAGGCGCGCCGGCGCAAACCUUCACCAGAACGCCCUCACGACCAUGAUGGGCGCCUCGCUGUCCUUUUUCGCGGCGACAGAUGCAGGCGUCAUCACCAACUUGUUCUCCCAGGACCUGAAUCUUGUCGACACCGAAUUGCCCAUGGCACUGAUCAACUGCCUCCUCGCGCUCUUCGAAGCACUCGGCCAGGCGUGCGUGAUGAUUACCGCAUCACCUUACAUCGCCAUCACCUACCCGUUCCUGAUCGCCCUCCUCCUUCUCCUCGCCAAGUUCUACCUGCGCACGUCUAGACAGCUGCGACUACUCGACCUCGAGGCCAAGAGCCCGCUGUACGCGCACUUUCUCGACACCGUCAAGGGCAUCGUCAGCAUGCGCGCCUUUGGCUUCGUCCCCGAGGAGAUCGCCAAGACCGCGGACCUUCUCAACGCGAGCCAGCGGCCGGCGUAUCUGCUCGUCAUGAUCCAGCAGUGGCUGACGCUCGUUCUUGGCAUCGUCGUCGCAGCUCUGGCGACGGGAUUGACGGCGCUCGCUACUCGCCUGCACGCCAGCUCCGGGUUCGCUGGCGCGUCCAUGGUGACGCUGAUGAGCUUCGGCGAGAGCCUCACGAUGAUUGUCCAGUUCUACACGCGCCUCGAAACGUCCAUGGGAGCCGUUGCGCGACUCAAGGCCUUUGGCGAGACUGUGCAGCCGGAAGACAAAGGCUAUGAAAACGUCAUUCCCGCCGAGACGUGGCCUCAGUCGGGAGAGAUCAAGAUCAAAAACGUGUCUGCCAGUUAUGAGCAGGCAGGACCAAAGACGGAGGGAACUCCCCGGCUAGCCUUGAAGAACAUCAACUUGAGCAUCGUCGCAGGAGAAAAAAUUGCAAUUUGCGGCCGCACUGGCAGCGGAAAGUCUAGCUUCGUCGCCCUGCUGCUGAAGCUCCUCGACCCGACCAUCGAUUCGGACGGCGGCGGUGUGGUCAUUGACGAGAUCGCUCUGAGCAGCAUCCAACGCUCUGCUCUACGUCAGCGAAUCCUAGCUGUUCCUCAAGAAGCCGUCUUUCUGCCAGACGGGUCUUCGUUCCAGGCCAACCUGGAUCCGUCCGAGCAGGCCACGGCGCUCGACUGCGAGGCGGUCCUCAAGGUAGUCGAUCUUUGGGACUUUGUCCAGGAGCGAGGCGGUUUGGGAUCUAUUAUGGCCUCCAUCACUUUCAGCGCUGGCCAGAGACAGCUCAUGUCGCUCGGCCGAGCCGUGUUGAGGAGGCGCAUUCGGCAAAAAGGUCAAGGAGGCGUCGGUGAGGGCCCCGUCGAACCGGAGGGCGGUGUUUUGCUUCUGGACGAGGUCAGCUCGAGCGUAGAUGUUGAGACUGAGCGCAUCAUUCAAGAUGUCAUCAAGCGUGAGUUUUCAAAGUACACCGUUAUUGCAGUCUGUCAUCGCCUAGAUAUGAUGAUGGACUUUGACAGGGUCGUCGUAAUGGACAUGGGCGAAAUUGUCGAAGUUGGAAGCCCUGUGGCGCUGGCACAGGAAAAGGGGUCUCGCUUCGGUGACUUGCUCAAAGCUUUUAUUCAAUAG
Molecule: messenger RNA, 4236 nt
Organism: Cordyceps fumosorosea ARSEF 2679
Lineage: Eukaryota; Fungi; Ascomycota; Sordariomycetes; Hypocreales; Cordycipitaceae
Product: ABC transporter, sequence
Exons: 5
Coding region: 1-4236 (1411 amino acids)
Biological process (GO): transmembrane transport
Cellular component (GO): membrane
Molecular function (GO): ATP binding; ABC-type transporter activity; ATP hydrolysis activity
Source: RefSeq, a predicted model, not a curated record